AUGCUUAAAAGUUUUCAGAAUGACUUCCUUGGUCGACAUGCCCCUGAAUUAUGAAAAGAUGUUUGCUCAUCGGUUCACAUCAGAUGAUGAAGAAUACCAAGAAUAUCUGAAACGCCCUGCAGAUCCCCCUCCUAUAGUUGAAGAAUGGAGAAACAGAUCUGGUGGCAACCAGAGAAACAGAGAUCGGUUUCAAGAUGGUAGAUAUUAUAGAGGGGACAGAUACAACUGGCAAGGUGACUAUAGAUCUAAUCAGAGGCCAGAAAGAAGUUGGGGUAAUAACUACCAGCAGCACAGACAAGGACAAUCGUACUCCUCCCACUAUGGACAAUAUGGCUACAACUCCUACAACCCAGGGCCUCGUUACCAUCCCUACUGAUGAUACGUGGGGUUUGACAGUCCAGUAAUGCUAUGUGACAAAUUCAGUUAGGCUUCAGUUUUCUUAUUUUUCCACAGUUUUAUAGAUAACUGAAGAAUCAGUAUUACAGUCCAUUGCUGUUUCUCUGUAGUGUGAAUUGAAAAAGGGAAUACCUUUUAUGAAUAAUAAAAGCAUAUUAUAUGGAGUUUGUUUAGUCUGUAGAUCUUAGAUUAAAUUUCUAUCAUAUUCUUUUGUCUGAAUAGAUACUAGUACACUUCUUUCAUCACUGAGAUUUCUCUCUGUUACAUUUUAGAAAACACAACAGGUCAGAAGAAAAUAGCUGUGGUUUGUGUGCAGCCUGUAGCAGUGGCACAUUGCCUUAAGAUAGUUCUUUUUGAAAGUGACAUACUGUGUCUUUCUCUGGAGAGAAUUUCUUAGUUUGGCUUUUGAUAGUGAGAAAAGCUCAAUUUAGUUUGAAUUUCAGAUGCCUUAAAACUGAGAAGAGAGAUGCUAUUUCAGAAAU
Molecule: messenger RNA, 878 nt
Organism: Antrostomus carolinensis (chuck-will's-widow)
Lineage: Eukaryota; Metazoa; Chordata; Aves; Caprimulgiformes; Caprimulgidae
Gene: RAMAC
Product: RNA guanine-7 methyltransferase activating subunit
Exons: 2
Coding region: 20-376 (118 amino acids)
Biological process (GO): RNA 5'-cap (guanine-N7)-methylation
Cellular component (GO): mRNA capping enzyme complex
Molecular function (GO): RNA binding
Source: RefSeq, a predicted model, not a curated record